Messenger RNA from Chaetomium strumarium, 726 nucleotides. RefSeq lists its product as uncharacterized. The record is from RefSeq and is a predicted model, not a curated record. The transcript is spliced from 2 exons. Bases 1 to 726 code for a protein of 241 amino acids. Lineage: Eukaryota; Fungi; Ascomycota; Sordariomycetes; Sordariales; Chaetomiaceae.
AUGUGCGCAGCCCUGCUGCGUCCUUCACCUUCACUUCGUCUCCUCUUCUCCUGCACACCUUUCAUCUCUCUCGCGCUCCGUCUGUGGCUGGGCUGGCUCGGGGCCGCCCACACCCCCCGUAACAGCCGCUUCGCGCUGUACCUGGCCCCCGUGGCCUUCGAGAACAACAAGAUGCGCAACGAGUGGUACGACGUGUCGGGCAAGCAGUCCAAGCUGUUCGGGCACAUGGACGGAUUCGUGGGGUACGCUGCUGAACGAUUCACCAGCGGCAAGGAGCCAGUGCUCGGCCUGCUCACCCCCGUUCUUCCGACACUACAAGAAGCCAAGCAGAUCGUCCGUUCCGGUGGGCGCUCGGCCCUCGACAGCUUCAACAGCCACCCGAAGCUGCGCCGUUUCGGUGUCGCCGUUCUCCUCUGCCUCGUCGUGCGCAACGGCGUCGAGGGCCUCCAAGUCGCGUCCUUCUCUCCGUGGGACAAGCACGACUGGAUCAAGGAGAGCUGGAAGGUGCAGAAAUGGGAUCUGCUGAAAUGGAAGGAGGCCCUGACGCACAGGGUGGCAGCUUGGGCGGCCGAACACAAUGUCACCGUCCACGCAGGGUAUUCGGGUGGAUCAAUCAAGGCUCGGAAGGAUCGGGACCAGGACUCGGUGGAGAUGGCUGCUGGUUGGCUGCACAGUGUGGUCACAAGAAUGGAGAAGACGGUUCCCGGGCGUCGAGGAAGACCAUGA